This is a messenger RNA of Cottoperca gobio, 1867 nucleotides long. RefSeq names its product leucine carboxyl methyltransferase 1-like. The transcript has 11 exons. Gene Ontology annotation, cellular component: cytosol. The record is from RefSeq and is a predicted model, not a curated record. Bases 307 to 1284 code for a protein of 325 amino acids. Gene Ontology annotation, biological process: C-terminal protein methylation. Lineage: Eukaryota; Metazoa; Chordata; Actinopteri; Perciformes; Bovichtidae. Gene Ontology annotation, molecular function: protein C-terminal leucine carboxyl O-methyltransferase activity.
UCUGGCCGGAACUGCUCAUAUAUUUCUAGCGGCGAGUUGUUAUUAGCCAGUCAAAAAUAUUAUCCACUCGUUAAAUACAGCUAAUUUUCAUCCAACUUGUACUUUGUUUAAUAUACACAAGUAUUUCAGCAACCCGACUACACUCACAGUUAUUUUCUUCUUCUUCUUCUUCCCCGUUUUGUUCAAUAACCCCACCUGUCAAAAUUGAGCUAGCCAGUUAGCUUGUAGCUAAGCUAGCCAGUGUGAAGCAGGGGGACCAGGUACAGUUUUAAUGUUGUCAACAUAACGUUAGUACAAGGAUCGCUAAUGGCAGCUCGGCAACCCUUCAUAGACUCGGAUACUUCCGAUGAAGCAGUGAGGGCGACCUGUGACGAUGCAACCAUAUGUAAAAGGUUUGCUACCAGUAAAAGCUACUGGAAGGACCCCUAUAUCCAGUACUUUGUUAGAUCUGUCGGGGAGCGGAAGGCACCGGAAAUCAAUAGAGGUUACUAUGCCCGCGUUCAAGGAGUUAACCAUCUGCUCGACGCCUUUAUAAGGAAAACAGAGUGUGACUGUCAAGUAAUCAACCUGGGCGCUGGACUGGACACCACGUUUUGGAGACUUAAGGAUCAGAACCUCAUGCCACGGAAGUUUUUUGAAGUGGACUUUCCAACAGUUGUGGCCAGAAAAAUACACAAUAUCAAAACAAAACCUCCCCUGUCCAAACCCCUCAUUGAAACCCACUCUACAGACUCCUUACUACUUGAUGCCCACAGCCUUGACUCAGACCGGUACUGUAUCAUUGGAGCCGACCUCCGAGACAUCUCCAACCUGGAUGAAAAACUGAAGAAGUUCCAGCUGAAUCCGGAACUGCCGACGUUGCUCCUGUCAGAGUGUGUGUUGGUCUACAUGACGCCUUCCCAGUCGUCCAAUGUCGUUCACUGGGCUGCAGAAACCUUCCCGACCGCCAUGUUCAUCAACUACGAACAGGUGAACAUGAGCGAUCGAUUUGGCCAAGUGAUGAUCGAGAACCUGCAGCGUCGCCAGUGCACCCUGGCAGGAGUGGAGGCCUGCCGGUCUCUGGACUCUCAGAAGGAGCGGUUUCUGAAGACGGGCUGGGAGCACGCUGAUGCUCUGGACAUGAUGACGGUCUACAGCAUGCUGCCUCAGGAGGAUGUGGGAAGAAUUGAGCGCCUGGAGUUCCUGGAUGAGAGGGAGCUGUUGCAACAACUUCUUCAGCACUACAGCAUCAGCUGGGCCUCCAAAGACAAACUCAAUCUGGGUCUGUCACAUUUGGCGUUUUGAGUGUGAAACGGCUCCACUGUUGCACAUGCACGUACAUGUGUGCACGCCAAAGUCAACAACGGAAGAAGAGGUGUGAAGGGAGACACUGGGAAAGAGGAAAUACUUAUUCUCCAUCAAGCCCUCAACUGGGAGCUGUUCUGGUGCGAAAACCCCCGACAUCAGCGGAAUAUGAUUUGACGAGCGUCCUUUUGCCACCCCCGAACAUGUACGAAGAAAAGAGAUGUUUAGGUUGAUAACUGUGAAGAGGUUUGUCUCCACACUGGCUCUAACUUGUAAAUGGAUCAAGUUUGUUUUAUUAAUUUUCUUUUAUGUGCCAUUUUGAUUUUAUUUAUUCAUCAAGUGUACUUCCAGACUCAUUUCAUUACAAGCCGUACGGACAUGCAUGUGAUAGGACUUAGUGUCGAACUGCAAGAAUGCUUUACAUCGCAACUACUACUUCAUUUACAUUUGCCCGUAAAGUGUUUUCUAUUCUUGCAGCUAGUUUUCAAACGGCAGAGAGGACAUGACAGAUUAGUUUGUGAUAGAUCAUAUUUGAUGAAGGCUGUUUAAGUGCAGUUGAAUAAAAAUGAGCUUUUGUGUAAGA